CUCGAACCCAACCUUGUCUUGAACUCUCACUUUCCCCUCCCCCGCGCUUGUCAUCUCCGUUGCUCAUUUCCGACAAAAUGACCAAGGACGAAGACACCCUCCCUAGCGAGUACAAGUAUGUCUGGAAGCCGACCUCGGAUAUGUCGCUGGAUGACUUCCUGAAGAAGUAUAGGCCUUCUAUGGUCCAGAACGAUGGGACCAAGCCAUGGAUAUGGGUUGCUGGCAACAAGGACCACGCUACACCGGAUGGCUGGACGGAUGCUAUCGAAGAGGCUUCGGAGAUAUUGAAAGAGACAACGGAAAAGGUCGAAUCUAUCAAGAACGACGCCUCGAUACCUGUGCGCUCGAACAAAAAGACCGGGGCGAGGAGCAAGAAGGAGGUCCGGGAAGAGGUGCAAGCCGAAGCGACGAAGAAGCUCAAGGAGAUCUCGCAGAAGCACAAAUACGUUACGGGCAAAUGGUUAAUCUUCGCCCCCGCGGACAAGGUCGACCUAAUUUGGUCUGGCAUCGCUCGGUCCCUUGUCUCUGGCCCGCUGUCGGCCACGGCCGCGUUCACGGCCAAGGUCUCGACGUCGCCAGAACACGACCAACCGAACUAUCAGCAUGUUAUGUGCAUCUACGUACCCGACGUGUACGACAAGGACGCCAUGGCAGAGGUGCGUGCUCAGGCUCUUUCACCUUGCUGUACUAGUCAUCUAGGGUCCUUCUCGACGAUCCAUGCCUCGUCCCUGAUGUUCACUAUGCUGAACGAUAUAUUUCAGAUCAUGCGCAUCCUCCUGCGUAACCAUGGCGUAUCCCUCAGCGGCGUGAAGUCCGAUCUGUAUACGUAUAUCGGUAUUGAUAGCAAGCAUCCGAGCGGGAUACCCUCGACGAUCUGGAAGAACAACGCAGUCAUACCCGACGCGGAGGCCAAGGAGCUCAAGGACGCUUUUUACAAAGAGUUGGCUGAGAAGAAGCCCGAGGCGCCGGCGUCUUCGGCGGACAAGUCGGGAACAAUAGCGGAUAAGGCAGGAGUCGCGACCGAUAAGCCGGCCCCUGCGCCCAAGAAGCCGCUGCUCAAGAAGAAAAAGGCCAAGGACCCCUUCGCGUCGGAUAGCGAGGAGGAGAAUGAGUCGGCGCAGGAAGCAAAGCCUGCGCCCGAAACGACGAAAUCUGCACCCGAUACGGCAAAGCCUCCUUCGAGGUCGAGCGCGAAGCCUCCUUCGAAGUCGAGUGCGAAGCCUCUUUCGAAGUCAAGUGUGAAGCCGCCGUCCAAAUCGGCCAGCAAGCCGCCUUCAAGGUCCAGCGCGAAGCCACCAUCGGCCAGAAGUUCAAAGCCGCCCUCGAAGACAAGCGCGCCUUCCCGCACAACGCGCAAGCGGAAGGCCGAGCCGAUACUGGAGGAAAGCGAAAUAGAGUCCGAUGACGAACCGAAGCCUAAGAAAAGGGCGCCGGCGAGGAAGCCGGUGAAGAAGCGGGCGAAGGUGGAUGAGGAUGAGGAGGAUGAGGAUUAGGGCUUGCCAGGCCAUUUGUUCGCCUCUUCUUGACAUCUAACUACGCUACCCCGACCUUCAACAUCUAGUGAUCCUGAACUUAUGCAUACUGCCCUACGAGGCCCGUCGACUAUGCAAGUUUUGCAGUAAUCAUCAUGCGCUCGAAGUCAGAUAAACCCAUCGACUUGUCGGGAGCCGUUGAGAACAUCUCGAGCAUCUCAACCAUCUGGUGAGCUCAUGAGAACCACUCCUUCGCGC
Molecule: messenger RNA, 1730 nt
Organism: Schizophyllum commune H4-8
Lineage: Eukaryota; Fungi; Basidiomycota; Agaricomycetes; Agaricales; Schizophyllaceae
Exons: 11
Coding region: 78-1493 (471 amino acids)
Source: RefSeq, a predicted model, not a curated record